Ooceraea biroi (clonal raider ant) is the source of this 4955-nucleotide messenger RNA. RefSeq names its product transmembrane protein dusky-like (gene dyl). NCBI's taxonomy places the organism in Eukaryota, Metazoa, Arthropoda, Insecta, Hymenoptera, Formicidae. The record is from RefSeq and is a predicted model, not a curated record.
UGGCUUUCGAGUCUCGUUCUUAUCGUUCGUGGGAUUACGCAAACGCAGGGGAAAUGUAGACCGCAAAGAUUUCGAGAAAUGAAAAGGAAAGUGCGAAGUAAACGCGGAAGCGCCGUAUCUUUUCAAUAUGUCCACCAUGGAGGUCUCCUUUGCUUGAUUUCUGAAAUAUAAUAGACAUUUAUAUUAGUAAAAUAACAUAUUGCAUAUUAAUAUUACUUACAUAAUUACUUAAAAACCAUUCGAUUAAUCGAUUUAUUAUCAGAUCAUUAUAUUCCUGAAUGACAUUCUUGUUCUUCAUGACUUUUGUUCCUAAAGGAUCCUCAUGGCACUUCGCGCACUAUGGAAAUCGAAACAAAUUUAAAUGGAUCUUCACUAAAACCGUUUCUGAAAAAGUCAGAACGCAAGUGCUUCCGUAUUCCACGCGAGUGUUACGAAAUCUCGUGCAUCGCUCGCGCGACUCUUUACUCUCGGCGCCGCGUGGAAGACGCUCGCGAGAAAUUGGACUUACGAAAGAUCAGCAAAGUCCGUACGUCGUGACUCAAUUUUCAAGCGGAGCGUCCCCCGUUUCCCAGUGGCUUCUUCCCUCCGCAAUCCUCCCCGUGCGAUAUUUUGAAAUUGGAACCGAUUCGACGUUUGCACCACGGCGUGCGCCGUGUUCUUCUGGUUCCCAUCGGGAUCUCGACGACGUGCGUCGCGAUUCCGUGUUAUUCGAGUCACGAGUCGGGUGCCCGUGUCUCCCGUCUUUCUCCCAUCGCCUCACCCCGGUUUGUUUCAUCCCCGUUUCAUACGGUCGUACAACGAGACCAGGAUCCCGAGAUCCCAUCAUCUCGCGUUUCCCAUCGGGGAAACCGAUUGAAGUCGUGAAAAAAUGUUUGUCUUGCAGCAAUGUCGAAUGUCGAUCCCCGCAUCUUGCGUCAGAUAUCUCGGAGUCAACUGAAGCAGGCACUGUAAAAUUUCAGGUGUAAUCUUCGCGGCGUUUGCUUCAUUCGUUGCUACUGGAUUUUUAUCGCAAACAUUUCGAGUGGAAGCGUUAUACGCUGCAGCAAAUACUCAUUUUCUCAUUUUUUAAGUUUAUAGCAAUUUUACGAAGAAAUUUGUUGAUAACAAUCCUGUUUGUAACGUUGCAACGAGACAUCGUGCCCCGUGCUUGUCCUUCACCUGUGCCUCGUGCAGUCUCCGGGAAGAAAGGAAAGGAAAGAGGGAAGAACGCGCGCGAGAAAAGAACAGGAAUGAUUGGACCACGCGUGGUGGGGGUGGCACCGUCGAUGGUGGGCCUGUUUGGGCCCAACGUCGUAUGUGAGAGGGAAGGCGAGAGGGGCGAUGGACGGAGCGCGAUCGAGAUCCUCAGUAGGUCACUGGGACGUGGCUCGUGGCCGAGACGAGUGUGGCUCGCACCUUCAGUCGGUCCCCGUCGGUCAGGAAAACCACCUCUGGGCCCGUCGAAUCCUCGCGGCCGGACACGAGAACACGACGAGAGGAGACGCACAUGAUGGAGAGGACGUGGCGGAAUAUAUGGAAGACAGCUUUUAUCUUAUUGCUGCCCUUGCUAUUAGCUGGUGUACGAAGCGAGGCACCAUUGGUUGACAGCAGCGCGUUGCCCCUGGAACACAGAUCGGUGUAUGGGGCCCCAGCUCAGUAUGGUCCACCGGCCGCUCAUGAGGAGAACUGGCCGCUGGCGUCACCGGACACCCCACAGAUCAAGCACCUGCAGGUGCAGUGCGAGAAGACGCACAUGCGCGUGAACAUCGAGUUUGAUCGGCCGUUCUACGGUAUGAUCUUCAGCAAGGGCUUCUACUCGGAUCCACACUGCGUGCAUCUGAAGCCCGGUACUGGCCACCUGAGCGCGACCUUCGAGAUCUUCCUCAACUCGUGCGGCAUGAGCUCGUCGGCGAACCACAACGUGGCGGCUUACGGCGCCCCGACGCCCUCCGGCAGCUACGUGGAGAACACGAUCAUCGUGCAGUACGAUCCCUACGUGCAGGAGGUGUGGGAUCAGGCGAGGAAGCUGCGCUGCACGUGGUACGACUUCUACGAGAAGGCGGUCACUUUCAGGCCGUUCCAGGUCGAUAUGUUGCAUGCCGUUACCGCCAACUUCCUCGGUGACAACCUGCAGUGUUGGAUGCAGAUACAAGUGGGCAAGGGCCCUUGGGCCAGCGAGGUGUCCGGCAUCGUGAAGAUUGGGCAGACCAUGACGAUGGUACUGGCUAUCAAGGACGACGAAAACAAGUUCGACAUGCUGGUGAGGAACUGCGUCGCGCACGACGGCAAGAGGGCGCCGAUUCAGCUGGUCGAUCAAUAUGGUUGCGUAGUCAGGCCGAAGAUCAUGUCCAGAUUCCAAAAGAUCAAGAACUUCGGCCCGAGCGCAUCCGUAGUCAGUUUCGCCUACUUCCAAGCUUUCAAAUUCCCCGACAGCAUGAACGUCCACUUCCAGUGCGUGAUUCAAGUCUGUCGAUACAAUUGCCCCGAGCCCAAGUGUGGGCAUCCUGGUCUCGAGUACGGUGCACCUGCCGGCGGCAUCUCUCACGAAUAUGGCGCACCGGUUUCGCAAGGUCUUUCUUCAGAGUACGGUGCUCCACCUGUGCCCGAAUACGGCGUGCCACCGGCUUAUCCUGAUCCACGACAUCCCAGUGGACCAGCUGGAGCGUAUAGCGAACCAAAUCCGGAUGUAGUUCCGGCGCCGCAGGCACAGACCUCGUCCUCUUCACCCAGCUCGACGCCAGGCGACGCUACGGCGAGCAGCUCACCCCAAAGUCCCCAGGACAAUAUCCACCUCCCUCCACCUCCUUUACCCGGGCAUCCGGCGGCGUACCAGACUGUGAAGCGAAAGGGUACCGCCGGCACGGAGGAGCUUGAGGGUAACCUAGCCAUCCUCGGAGGUCGACCGAGGUCGGUCGAAGGUUUCCCGGCCGAACUCAGAGGCGCCAGAAGGCGAAGGCACGAUGAGCCGCACGAGCUGGAAGACGAUGAUAGCAAUAUCUAUCGCACGGUGACCCUGUUCUCCACCCACGUGUACAAGCGAGCGGCGCAGGAAAUGACGGAUGUGAACACCUCGAGAGUCAUCCAGGUGGUCGCGCCGGGCGACGUUAACUUCGCGCUGGGCACGACGAACUCCAGCAACGACACCACCGUGGUCAUACAGAACGCUGCGUCCGCCGAUCCCGAGACGAUCUGCAUGAGCCUGCCGGGUUUCGUGGGUGGUCUGGUGAUGCUGCUGCUGGUCGUCGUGGUGGCGUCCCUCGUCGCGGCCUUUCUCUUCGUCCGGGUACGCGCUGUCGAUCGCAAGAACGCCGCGAUGAGCGGCGGCUACGUACACCCGGCAUACGCGACGGAGAGCUGCAACGUGCCGAAUCCGGAAUUCGUGAAGGUCGCCAACUGAGGUGGUGCACACGGUGCGCAAAAUCAAAAAGGAUUCGCCGCGGGAGAGGAGAAGGAAGAUCCCAGGAGGAUCUCGCCGACCUCGAAUGGGACCGCAUCGCAUCGAUAUCAUUCCGUCCGAAGCCCGAGAUACGUCGGGAGAUCCUCCUCGUCGAAAGAUGCAGCCGCGCAAUCUCUCCUCUCUCCUCCUCCGUCAGGUGGCCGAUGGCACCUUGGCGUCUAGUCUGCUCGCGUCAAUCGCGGUCGUCGAAUCAAGGGAGACCAAACGACUAGAUCGAUACCGAGAAAUUUCAGCAAGGCGCGAACUCGAGCGAGGACCGCAGGACGAAGGAGAUCCUCGAGCAGCAUGUAAAUAAGGGACUCGCGGGAGCGCUUGAGCGACUUGAUGAGAAAGCGGAAAAACGGAGGAGAGAGGAAGGUAAAUGAGAGAGAGAGGAGCCGCCGGCGCACAUUCCACCGAUCGUUCAUGAUCGCGAUUAGGACGAUCUCCUUAUCACCCGAUCAUCGAUCGGACACGAAUGUCAGAUGCGAGGAGACCGGAGCCCGCGAUCGAUGGGCUGUGCGCCAGAUCAAUUCCACGAGUCGAUCCCCAGGACGCUUCGUGAUCAUCGCGGCUAGUAGAGAUCGACGAUAAUUUCUAAACGCCUCGCUGAUUGCUCGACAGACCCGUCUGGCCGGCAGGCAGCUCGUUAUCACGAAGUAAAGGGGAUCUUCGCAAUCGCCACAGAGUAGUCUCUAGGAGGGCAUUGUAAAUAAGUCGCGUGGGUAGUUAGACGGCCCUUCAGGACCCGCUUGUCUCGGCGUCUCUCCGAUCACACCGUGUGUACACGCUAUUAUUUAUACUUAUUGUAUUACUUCAACGAGUGUUUCUUCUUCGUCUUCGCCUCGUCGUACCUCAUCGCGUCUCAUCGCUGCGCCAUCCAUGCUGGCGAUUAUCUUCGCGGAGGACCGCGCGCCUCGCGACGCUCGACGUCAUACGCCGACGUCGUCGGCGGUGCCCGAUACCAUUUCGCGUUCUCGAAUCUUGAGCGGUUCGGCAAACGUUGCCCGUUCCAAAAGCUGGCUGCAAAGUUGCCGAGGCACGACGCUCGUCCUCCAGAUUUCGUUUCGAGAUCUCAGGAUGAAGAGCAUCGCCCUCGAUCGAUCGAGGAACGCUCGCCAAGCCCUUCGAGAUUCGACGAGAGGACUCUAUUUAUUGUCUCACCUUCUAUUCCUUGUUCUAACUCUGCAUCCCGAUCGAUCUAACUUAAUUUAUUGAUCAAAAAUUGUACGGCAUUACCCUUCCCUACUUUACUUCGCUUAGUACUUAAGUUAUCCGUCGUGGAAUAUUCCCGGCUCCUGGGAAUAUGUUUAUGUAUGUGUCUUCAGGACACACAAAACACAAGACACACAUACGCAUUCGUAUACAUACUGACAUAUACACUUACAUGCGAAACGUAUGGCAUCACAUAUGCAACAUGCUCAAGUGUGUUGUAUACGUUACUGUACCAGCGCGAGUAAAAUGUAUUCACGAAACAUCCGUUACGAUAAUAAUUAAUUGUUUGAGAAUUAUUUUAAUUACAUGAUCAUUUUUAUUUAUA